AUGGAGGAAGCCCUGGUGUGGACGCUGUUGUCGCUGCUGCUACCGCACGAUGCAGGUACCCAAGAAUAUUCGUGCCCCGAGCCCUUGAAGAAUGUGAACUGGACCAUGGAGUUUCCAGACAAGUGCCUGAACUUCAGUAACCAGGACCUGGUCCUGCCCCAGAACCAGUCCCUACAGGCCAGCAAUGUGGUCCUCUUGGAUCUGUCGGCAAACAACCUGAGAGAGUUACCGCCGCUGUUCUUUAAGAACCUGAAUACACUGAAGAUCCUGAGUGUCAUGGGCAACCCACUGGACCACAUCGAUGGGACGCUGGCCCAACGCUGUGACUUGGAACUGAAGGCUGAUUGCGGCUGUGGCCUGGCAGCGUGGCAUGAAGUCUGGCGUGACAACUGCUCUGACCAGCUGCCCCUGAAAUGCCUGGACAUGACCAUGGGCACCUGGCGCAACCUCUCAGCCUUCCUGGAGGGCAGUUGUGCCCCUGGUCUGGCCCUAAGCACCAUCGGGGCAUUGGCAGCUGGUGGAUGCUUGCUCCUCGGGAUAGUCAUUGCUGGUCCUAUACUGGCCUGGAGGCUUUGCAAGCGCCAGGCGGCCAAUAGCCAUAGCCUGGGAAAAUCCCAGGCUUCCAAAGAAGAUCCCAGGCCUAACUCAGUCCGGCAACCACGGUAUAGCAGUCGGGCCUUUCACCCCAAGUCUCCAGUGGUUGCCUUGCCCAACCCCCACACUCCCCACUAUGAGAACAUGUUCCUAGGUCAACCAGCUGCUGGGUCCAGCUUCCAGGAGUUCCACUGUGACAGACAAGGGGGUCACUCUCCAGAUAAUGACUUCUACAUGAACUAUGAGGGCGUCAGCCAGCCCUCCCAGCCCAUCUAUGGCAACCUGACAUCGCUGGGAGAGGCCUCUCUGGACGAAGAGGACUAUGUGGUCCCCGGAUGCUGA
Molecule: messenger RNA, 936 nt
Organism: Chrysochloris asiatica (Cape golden mole)
Lineage: Eukaryota; Metazoa; Chordata; Mammalia; Afrosoricida; Chrysochloridae
Gene: LRRC25
Product: leucine rich repeat containing 25
Exons: 2
Coding region: 1-936 (311 amino acids)
Source: RefSeq, a predicted model, not a curated record